CACGGAAGGACACUGUCCAACGAGUCUCUCGUGCAGGUAAGUUGUCAAUAUCAGUUAAUAAAUGGCUCGUUUCUCUGCAACCCAAUUUGGUGUUUUGGUACUUGUUUGGUCGACGUCGUAUGUCGUAGCCAGUCUAACCGUAGAUAUGCAACUGGAGCAACUGAGAAACAAUUACAUGAAACUUGAGCAAGUUUUGGCUUCAAAGGACAGCCGUUUAGAAUUUCUGGAACAAAAGGUUCAACAGCAUGGAAAUUUAGAAGCUCAAAUUACCCGACUUGUGAAUGAAGUGAAUCAAAUGAAAACUCAAGUAAGGCGGGCACCCAAGCUGGAACUCAAAGUCCAACGACAGGAAUCCCUUCUAAACGCCGUGCAUGGAGAAAGUCGAAGCCACAACGUCAGCCUUAGACAGGGAACAACACAAAUGCCAAAAUCCUGCGCAGAUCUAAAGAACAAUGGCCACACUUCAAGUGGAAUGUUUUUAAUUAUGGGAAUCAAAAUGGUGGAAACUGUUUUCUGUGAUUUUUCGAAAGCUGUAAACGACCCCAGUUUCCAGAAAUGGAUAGGAUUUGCUGAUGUUAAAUCCUUCCCAGUCUACUUCCAUGCCCAGAGAAUUGGGAACUACGGCGCUGCCAAUACUGUCAUUCCGUUCAAUCAAUUAAGGCUGAAUGUAGGGAAUGCGUUGAACCCUGUUACUGGAGUCUUCAUUGCUCCAAAAGCGGGGAAAUAUUUCUUCGCUUACUCAGGCCUAAGUUGGGAUAGUAAUGCUAAAGUUCAGUUGCAAAUGAAAAGUGCAACUGCGGAUUGGUCCAAAAUUGGAGAAGCUCAUUGCACACCAUUCAAUACUUUUGCAUUACAGUCAAGUCUAGAACUAAAAAAAGGAGAUGAAAUCAGAAUAAUCCACAUUCAUGGAGUCAUCCACGACAGAGAUGGCAACAACUUUAGCAAUUUUGUUGGCUUGCUCCUAGAAGAGGAUGUUUUUGGAUGUUAGGAAGCUUUCAAAUGAAUAUUGGUUGACUGUGCUACCCAGUGGCAAGGUAUAGGAGUACAUAUCUCCUAUACCAUGUCUGUGGUUCCAUAUGAUCAUGUUCUCUGUAAUAUGGAAACUUUUUCUUGGAAAAUUUUUCCAUCAAUUCAUUUAGUCUAUAACCUAUUCUUUUGGGGUUAUAAGGACAUUAUGGGGAAUAAACGGUUGGACGACCAUCAAA
Molecule: messenger RNA, 1205 nt
Organism: Daphnia carinata
Lineage: Eukaryota; Metazoa; Arthropoda; Branchiopoda; Diplostraca; Daphniidae
Exons: 4
Coding region: 62-988 (308 amino acids)
Molecular function (GO): protein binding
Source: RefSeq, a predicted model, not a curated record